Verticillium nonalfalfae is the source of this 234-nucleotide messenger RNA. RefSeq lists its product as uncharacterized. The record is from RefSeq and is a predicted model, not a curated record. NCBI's taxonomy places the organism in Eukaryota, Fungi, Ascomycota, Sordariomycetes, Glomerellales, Plectosphaerellaceae. Bases 1 to 234 code for a protein of 77 amino acids. The transcript is spliced from 2 exons.
AUGGUUCGUCAGAAGAACAAGAAGCGUGUACAGGCAAAGGACCAAGUGGUUCCUUCUGAAACUUGGUCAGCGGACGCUCAACAGGGGUCAACAAGUUUCUUUUCGGACGGGCGGGGAGACAUGCCCCUCAUAACCAUCCAUCCACCCUCCACCAGGUACACACCACCUGCGGACUUUGCAGCUACAACAUCAGCCAUCGACCCAUCGAGCCUUGGCCCUACCAUACCAGUGUAA